CACUCAUGCUGACUCACAAAGUCGACUUAAUACCUGACAUUCCACACAAGGGCUUGACAUCUUCACGUUUGCUUUAUGGUUUCUAACCGGCAGUCGGUCUUCAGCCUGAACUGUUUGGCUGAAAGUCUCGACAACAUGAGCGUGUCAAGCCUUCUCAACCUCAGCAACCUGGGCAAGAUCUGCGGCUCCAGCCGCAGCAACGACAUGAUAGUUCUGAACCGGGUGAAGAGGAAGAACUCCGUCAGGCGCAUGUCAAUAAUUGAAGACGGUCAAAUCGCAGAGGUUCUCUACCUGAUUCCAAAGCAGUCCAUAAUGGAGCAGCUACCGUUCCUCAACCCUAACGACUACAUUCUGUGUGAAAAGCUGGCAGGUAUACCUGCAGAGCUGUCAGUACUACACACCCAGGAUAGCUGCCACCCCUGCCCUCCAGCAGGGAAGAAGGUAAUCUGCUGCUUCAGGUGUGGGGAGUCAUGCAGAGGAGAGGUGCUGCGUGUUCAGAGCAGCUACUUCCACAUAAACUGCUUUACAUGCAAAGUGUGUGGCUGUGAUUUAGCUCAGAGUGGCUUCUUCAUGAGGAAUGGGGACUACCUCUGCCCGCUGGACUUCCAGCGACUUCACGGCACAGCUUGCAACAGCUGUGGAGAAUUUGUGGAGGGAGAGGUGGUCACGGUGUUGGGGAAGACCUACCACGCAGCCUGCUUUGUUUGCACCAUUUGCAAACAGCCUUUUCCUGCUGGGAAUUGUGUCACCUUCAUUGGAAAAGACUGCCUCUGUCAGCACUGUAUGGAACCUGUGUCUCCGUCUCCAAACGCCACCAGCUAUUCCAGCAACUGCACUGGCUGUGGUAGAGACAUCAAGAAUGGACAGGCUCUAUUAGCCCUCGGAGGCCAGUGGCACCUAGGCUGCUUCAAGUGUAAAACCUGCAGGAAAGUGCUGAGCGGAGAAUAUAUCAGCAAGGAUGGAGUUCCCUACUGUGAGAGAGACUACCAGAUUCAGUUUGGGGUAAAAUGUGAAGCAUGUCAGAAGUUUAUAACUGGAAAACUCUUAGAGGCUGGGGACAGACAUUAUCACCCCAGCUGUGCAAGAUGCAGCCGAUGCGACAGGAUGUUCACAGAAGGAGAAGAAAUGUAUGUGCAAGGAUCAGUAAUUUGGCACCCAGAUUGCAGAGGAACCAGCAGAAUGGAGGACAGCUACAGGGUCGGAAGACCUAAAACGCCCUGUCUUGAUUUCUUUUUCCCGCAACAUGAACUGAAGCGCACUAGAUCAUCAUCUGAAAGCUCCUGUUCCAGGCCGGGCUCGUGCACUCCUGGCAGCCCAGGUCGAACUAUCUGUGCCAAAGUAGAUAAUGAGAUCAUUGAUUACAGAGACUUAGCAGCAAUUCCCAGAGUCAAGGCUAUAUACGAUAUUGAGUAUCCUGAUAUGAUAUCUUAUAAGUCUGUGAAUGACCACCCCUCUACUCUGGAUGAGAAAGGAAACACACAACACAGCCAAAGAGUCCAAAAAAGUCCUGCAGAGUCACCAGAAAUCAAAAUUGAACCCACAGAGGAGAGUUUUGAAAUAAGAACACGUGUACCAAAAUCUACAAGCCAAGGCCCUUUAGGACUUCAUACAUUGUACCAUCGUCAUAGCUACACUCCAACUUCGUCCAGAUCACCACAGCACUUCCACCGACCAGGGUUCCCGCUUUCUUCCUCUUUAUUCUGUGGCAACACUGGCACUUCCCCUCCUUCUCUUUAUAAUCACACCUUUCCCUCUCAAAGCAAAGCAGAUGAAAGCUUCAACGUGUACAGGAGGGCCCCGAUUUAUAAACAGCAAGAUCCAAAUUCCUCGACAUCCCCAGCAUCCUCUUUGGCCGGCCGGAACAGCCUCAGCCCGCCACGGCCAGCUGAUUUCUCCCGCUACCAUGACGACAGAUGCAGAGACUUCAGGCUCAUCUAUGACCAUCAGUACCCAUUAACACAAAUGGAGAGAGGAGUGUCUAUGCCUAAUUUGUUGGAACCAAAUAUCUAUCCAUAUGAAAUGCUCACAGUUAGUAACAGAGGACGAGUGAAGCUUCCCAGGGAUGUUGACAGAACAAGACUUGAGCGUCACCUAUCCCCAGAAUCAUUCCUCCACAUCUUUGGAAUGGAUGUUCAAGAAUUUGACAGACUUCCACUUUGGAAACGUAAUGACAUGAAGAAGAAAGCCGAUCUUUUCUAAUACAUGCUGUGAAUAUGUGAUGCAUGAGCUCCUUUGAACCUGUAUGUUUAUUCGUAUGUAAAAAUAGCACAGAUUCAAUAGCAAAAUAACUGAUUAGAGAAGAUUUGGCAAUUUUUUUCAUGGGCACAACCCACACACUGCUCAACCUACAAAUACAUUUUCUAACAAAUGUAGCACCAUUUAAGGGAGAAUAAACAGGCUUUUCAGCCGCAUAAGAUUUGUUGCCAAGAAGCAUUGUUCAAAGCAACCAAACACAAAUGUCCUUACUUUCUGUGCUAAAUUUUUGGCACAGAAAUAUGAAAUGUUUCCCUAAAAACCGGACAGUUCAUAAUGAUCCUGGGACACUGUACCUUUUCACCUUUUUUAGUUAUUCAUAGGUUAUAGUAAGGAAUUAUAGCAUAGUUAAAAUUAUAAUAUCCUAAGACAACGAACUUAACCUUAUUUAUUUGUGUUUCCACGGGCAGCCGUGUAUCCUCUAGAUUCCCUGCUUAUAUUAAACAACUCCAUAUUUUUAUUCUUGGACUCUGCUAGAGCAGCUGUUCAUGAUUUACAGUUUUUAAUAAUUUUCCUUUCCCUCUCCUUUAAGACAACUUUCUUCUGGUUCGCUGAUGUCCUCACAUACAGAUCUGUGCCUGAGAUGAAAAUAUUAAUACAUCAUACAGAGCCAAGGGUAGAAAAAACUGUCAGUGUUUAGCGGUCUAAAGCCUGAACUUCAGACACAUAGAUAUUAUCGCUUGGAUCAUUUGAAACCAUGGCCUUGUUUAACUUGAGCAUCCACCAUUGUAACUAUAUGUAACACUAUAUGGACAAUAGUAUUGGACCAUGCCACUAGGAUCUCUGAAUUUAAGUGUGGUACUGUAAUUGGAUGUCACUGUUGCAGAAAGUAAAUUUGUGAAAAGCCUUCCCUUCUAGAUAUUGAGUGAUCAGCUCUGAGACAUUUUAUGCUACACUCAUCAGGCUCUUUGUUAGUGUCGCUCAGUUUGAACUUCAGCAGGUCAUUUUCACCAGCGGUCCCCAACAUUUUUUGCGACAUGGACCGGUUUAUGUUGGACAAUAUUUUCAUGGACCGGCCUUUAAGGGGUCACGGAUAAAUACAAGAAAAUAAAACCAGUACCGGUACCAAAAAAAAGAAGAUUUAUUCCUAACACACAGGAAAAGACCCAGGGAAACCGAGUUAACAAUAAAAAAUAAAGAUAAAAAUCCCGAAAACCAUAAAUUUCACACCAGAGCCUCAAGUCUCAUGACCCCGUACCAAACGACUCAUGGACCAGUAUCGGUCCACGGCCCGGGGGUUGGGGACCGCUGAUCUACACCAUGCUUACAUGCCAAAAUGCACUGAGUUGAUGCAAUGUGAUUGGCUGAUUAAACGAUUGUGUUACCGAGCAGAAGAACAAAUGUACCUAACAAAGUUGCUGGUGAGUAUAUAAGUAAUACAUAAGUUUGCUGGUGAAAGAAACUGAAUAUGAUGAUGAUAUUUUUUCCUAUUAUGUUUAUAGAACUGAACUCUGUUUCAUACCCAGUGAUAUAACAGAAGCACUGGCAUGCUGCAGGAAUUCCUCAGACCUGAAUGGAUCCUUUAAGUAAAUCCCAUUGAUUUUGUAGUGGCUACUUGUUAACUGUUACAAUCAAGCUCAUAAUAAAAAGUCACUGAUGCACCA
Molecule: messenger RNA, 3857 nt
Organism: Oreochromis niloticus (Nile tilapia)
Lineage: Eukaryota; Metazoa; Chordata; Actinopteri; Cichliformes; Cichlidae
Product: actin-binding LIM protein 1
Exons: 21
Coding region: 76-2199 (707 amino acids)
Biological process (GO): cytoskeleton organization; cilium assembly; lamellipodium assembly
Cellular component (GO): actin cytoskeleton; stress fiber
Molecular function (GO): actin filament binding
Source: RefSeq, a predicted model, not a curated record